CUUCGUCAUUCUUCCUGCGCUUCGUGGUUGAGAGUCUCAAUUGCCGGCCAAUUUGUACUCGCAGCCUUCCCUUGCCAGACGGCUCACGGACCAGGCAGAAAGCCACAUCUUCUAGCCCGGCUAUUGAUAGUUCUGGAACGGUUAGACCCUUGUCGACUGUCGCAUACUGAUCGACCGCCGCUUUUUUCUUCCUUCCCUUCUCCCCCUUUGUUUCAACCACAACCGCCACGAUGCACGCCGAAAACCUCGAGCCCUUUCGCUACAUCCCCCUAUCAUACAACCAUGCCGACUCCCACGCCUCUGCGCUACGGCUCAUCCUGACACUCAACCCGCACUGGGAGGGACGGGACAACAAGAUCGAAUUCGUACGGUUCACGGAUGGUAUCACCAACACUCUUCUAAAAAUCAUCAAUCGCAAGCCCGGCUUGACCGAGGAGCAGAUAGAUCAUGAGGCUGUACUGAUGAGAGCGUACGGUAACCACACAGAGAUCCUCAUAGACCGCGAAAGAGAAACGAGCUCCCACGCUCUCCUUGCAAGCCAUGGCUUAGCCCCUCCUCUUCUGGCCCGCUUCAACAAUGGUCUCCUAUACCGCUUCAUCCGGGGCCGCCCAGCCAGCCAUGAGGACUUGGUAACGCCUUUUGUCUGGCGUGGUGUGGCCAGGAGACUUGCGCAGUGGCAUGCAGUGCUGCCCAUUAAGGGACCGGUCGCUCCCACCAAGCCAGUCGAGGACGUGCCCUUGAUGCAACAAGUAGACAUGGACACGACAGACUGCCGGAGAGUGAAGCAGGAGGAGGACAUCUCGAUGAUCACGCCCAAGCAGCCGGACCCGAGUAUGUGGAGCGUUCUCCAGCGAUGGAUCCUGGCGCUCCCCACGACCACAGAGGAGCAGCGCAAACGGAGACUCGGUCUGCAGAAGGAGCUUGAGCAGGUCGUUAGCGAACUAGAUGAUGAAAAGGGUCUCGGUGAAGGCGGGUUGGUAUUCUCUCACUGUGAUCUUCUCUGCGCCAAUGUCAUCGUGUUGCCCGAAAGCGCCGACUCGGACGAGGCCACCGUCAACUUCAUUGACUAUGAAUAUGCCACUCCCUCGCCUGCCGCCUUCGACAUUGUCAACCACUUUGCCGAAUGGGGUGGCUAUGACUGCGACUACAACAUGCUACCUACCCGAUCUGUGCGGCGCGAAUUCCUGACCGAAUACGUCCGGAGCUACAGCCACCACAAGGGAAUCCCAGAGUCUUCUCAGGGGGAAAUUGUGGAUCGUCUCUACGAGGAUGUCGAUCGGUUCCGCGGCAUUCCCGGAUUAUACUGGGGUGUCUGGUCACUCAUCCAAGCCCAAAUCUCACAAAUCGACUUCGACUAUGCAUCCUACGCCGAGGUCCGUCUCGGAGAAUACUACGCCUGGCGUCGGGAGAUGGACGGCUCGCGGGCACAAGCCAGUGAAGAGAUGCCUCUCCGGGAGCGACGUUGGGCUCAGGAAGCGUAGCUUGGCUGCAUCUCAUCCUGCCCGCAGUUGCUCCACUACCGCCACAAAAGUGUAUAUACCUUGGAUUUGCAAGCGAUGAUCGUUCCAGCGACAGCAUGAUUGGAGUCUGGCCAUCAGUCAGGGUUCAACAAAUAUCUUUGUUGAUGCGUGUGUGCGGAGUGGUAGCCAGCAGGCCAGUAUGAAUUAGAGCAUAGGUACAGGGAUGCAGAUGAAAGAAUGUGCUUAUUUCGACCACAUUGGUCUUUGAUACAUGGCUAUCCCGAUUCAUGUCUAUAGUUACAGUUAGUUAGUUAUUGAUUGAUAGAUAAUGUAAUCAACUUUGUGUUUAUGC
Molecule: messenger RNA, 1812 nt
Organism: Aspergillus sclerotioniger CBS 115572
Lineage: Eukaryota; Fungi; Ascomycota; Eurotiomycetes; Eurotiales; Aspergillaceae
Product: putative ethanolamine kinase
Exons: 6
Coding region: 231-1481 (416 amino acids)
Biological process (GO): phosphatidylcholine biosynthetic process; phosphatidylethanolamine biosynthetic process
Cellular component (GO): cytoplasm
Molecular function (GO): choline kinase activity; ethanolamine kinase activity
Source: RefSeq, a predicted model, not a curated record